AUGAAACAUGACAGACCUGCAUUAGCUGUGCUUCAGGCGACAUCAGGGGGCCUCCAAGUGGCCUCCACGGCAGAGAUCCGCAGAGGCCAGAAGCCUGAGGCAAAGGGGCGCGGCUGGCGGCAGCCGGAGCGCCAUCCCCCGGGCGAGCAUCCUGGAGGGCGGCCCGCAGGUGGCGGCGCGGGCCGGCGGGCGGGGCGGUGGAAGGGGAGGGCUCGGCGCGCGUCCGGCGGUGACGGCAGCGCGGAGGGGAGGUGCGAACCGCCCGCCCGCCCGCUCGGGAGCCAUGGCGAGAGGCCGCGCCGCGGCGCCCGCAUCAGUGCCCGCGUCCGCAGCAGCGCCCCCGCCCGCCGCCCCGGGGCCCACCCCGCCGCCGUCCCCGCGCGCCCCGAGCCCGUGACGCCCGCGCGCCGCGAGCCAGGCGCCCCCCCCCACCCCCCGGAGAGGGGCUGCGCGCGGGAGGGAGCGCGGGGCAGCCGAGCACCCCGACGACCCCCGCGUCCCGGAAUCCCGGACCCCGAGCCCGCGAGCGCCAAGUCGGCGGCGGGCAGCAGGGGGAGGGGGCGCCGAAGCCGAGCCCCGCCGCGUGCACCCCGGUGCCGCCCGGCCGGCUGCUGCGGAGGGAACCGGAGCCGCCGGGCGGCGGGGGGCCCGGCCGGGGACAACGGGGAGGAGGAGGCGGCCGGCAGAGCCGAGCGCUCGGGUAGCCCCGCGCGGGAGGCCCCCGGGACCGCGCCGGCUACGGGGCCGCGCUCCGAGCGCAGCUCGCAGAUUCCCUGUAAGGAGCCCCCGCUGGUGUGCCAGACCUACUGGGGCCUGUCCACCCAACUGCCCCAGACUCCGGCAGCGGGGCCCCCGAUGGCAGUGGGUACCUCCCCGUGAAACCUGCCAAGCUGGACGCCA
Molecule: messenger RNA, 900 nt
Organism: Prionailurus viverrinus (fishing cat)
Lineage: Eukaryota; Metazoa; Chordata; Mammalia; Carnivora; Felidae
Product: translation initiation factor IF-2-like
Exons: 3
Coding region: 1-879 (292 amino acids)
Source: RefSeq, a predicted model, not a curated record